AAGGAGGAAAACCCAACCCAUUUGUAGGUGUGCGAAUCAUUGAAUGAUAUGAGGGAACAAACUGAAGAUCUGAUAGCUUUUGAGAAGAGACUCACAGAAUGUGUCGGCUAUAUGGAGAACAAGUCCACUAAAUGGAGAGUUAUAAUGGUUUUUUCAGUUAUCUUUGUUCUGUUCUCGGUGUGGAAAGCAUGGAGAGAUGAAACAAGAUAUGAUACUGUUGUUGAUUAUUUUUGGGCACACAAAGCAUUGUCAGUGAGCAUAGCUAUUCUCUUUCUCCUCUGUCUGUUUGGUGGGUUCCAGAAAAGCAGAGGAGCUAAAGUGGUAACCCAAAGAUGUAGGAAUGUAUUAAGAAACUAUAACAUGUCGUGUGAUGAGCAAGGGAAGCUAAUAUUGAAAAGACCAACAAGAUGACCUAAGAAUUGAAGCAAUUAAUGCAAUGAAGCACACAUUCAAAAUGACACUUAAUAAGAGAAAGAAUCAUCACUCUAUUUUUUGUAUUUUAUAAUUAUUACAAAGAACAUUAUAUAAUUAAUGACAAGUAUUUUCAACUCAAUCAUA
Messenger RNA from Amphimedon queenslandica, 558 nucleotides. Its product is annotated as nuclear envelope phosphatase-regulatory subunit 1-like. NCBI's taxonomy places the organism in Eukaryota, Metazoa, Porifera, Demospongiae, Haplosclerida, Niphatidae. The transcript has 6 exons. Gene Ontology annotation, cellular component: Nem1-Spo7 phosphatase complex; cytoplasm. Bases 49 to 411 code for a protein of 120 amino acids. The record is from RefSeq and is a predicted model, not a curated record.